Acanthoscelides obtectus is the source of this 291-nucleotide messenger RNA. The record is from the annotation of a GenBank genome assembly. Lineage: Eukaryota; Metazoa; Arthropoda; Insecta; Coleoptera; Chrysomelidae.
GGUUCUGAUUUACAUCUGGGACUUCCUACCAAUGAACUGUCAACACUGAUGGAAUCGCCCCGUCCCAUUUGUACAAUGAAAAAUGCGACAAAGAGGUCCGAGAGAGAGAGAGAUGGAGCUAGUCAGGGCAAAAAGAGUGCGGACUUGAAUGAAUUGGAUAGGAAACCGAGGAUUCUUAGAGAAGAUUUAAAAAUUAUUCAGGCAACUGGAACGAGAUAAAAUCCUGGAAACGUAAUUAUAAUUAAAAUACCAAGUUUAUUUAUUUAUACAUACAUAUGAAUAAAACUUGAC